UUUUAUAGUGUAUUUUUCCGCUUUGCGUGGUGGCUAUAAUGAUGAACCCCAUCCCGGAACUGUAUUCUGAAGGUGUAUGUUUCAUACCGAUUCUGUUUUAAGCACGUACAAAGUUGAAGGUCGAAGGGCACUGUGUGGCAUGGUGACAUUGGAUGUAUUGGUGUAACGUAUUUUCAUCUGUAAUUAAUGAUGUAUCGUAGAUGUGUUUUGUUUAUCAGCGGAAACCUGACUGGGAGCCAAAAUGCCAUUUUUGAAUGCUGGGUAUCCAGUAGAGGGGAACUACUAAGACCAGUGAAUCACUGCAAAGGACUGAACAGUUUGUCCAUAGUAAAAUACAUAACAAGGAGGCAUUUCAGGGCAAGUGCUUUCACAGAAAAAGAAAAAGAUCUUCAAACUUCUACACAGGAGCCAAGUACAGCAAACUCAAACAGUAAAGAUGAGGAACAAACUGCUUCUGGAGCUAAAAAAGACAACUUGCUCAAUCUGAUUGGUGGCAUGAAGGUGGAACUAAGCACAAAGAAACGGUUUCAGGCUUUGAAUAUGCAGAAAACAAAAGAGCAAAGAAAAGGUACUUUGGAGAGCCUGGAGUCUGCUAGUAGCAUGUUUCAGAAAGCAGCAGUAGACAUCAAAUCUGGCAAAAAGGACUCCUUGAGCCCUGAACUAGUGGCCGCAGCUUCUGCUGUUGCGUCCUCAAUGCCUGAGCAUUUGAAAAAGCAGACUGAAUCUGAAUUGCUUCAGCAGUUGAGGAAACACGAAACUGAAAGUUUAGAACAGAAGAAUGAGGAAAGCAGCAGUAUUGGCAACAUCAUUGCAGAUAUGAAAGUUGGAAAGCACCCUGGGAACCGAGCUGCGGGAAGGGCAGCCAACCAGAUUCAAUUUGAUGAUGAUGGGCGAGGCUACAAUCUUGAAAAAGGUGUUCGUGAAAUUAAUGGCAUCAGAAGACGGAAGGGCUUGUAUGGUGGAAAACGGCUAAAUAUAUUUCCCCUAACAGAUACAGGCACAGCAAAACCACCACAAACAGGACUAGAAGAGGAAAAGAAUGUUGAGUUCUAUGAACACAUCUUUCUGGAAAAGCACUUGGAAGGCUUUCCAAAAAGUGGACCAAUUCGCCAUUUUAUGGAGCUUGUUGUUGUUGGCUUGUCAAAGAAUCCAUGUUUAACAGUGCAGCAAAAACUUGGUCACAUUGAGUGGUUUCGCAAUUACUUCCAGGAAAAGGAGGACAUUCUGAAAGAGUACAAUGUGUACCUCAGCUGAAGAUGAAACUCAAGUAACUGCUGUAAACAUGUAGCUGUCUUUAGAAGUGAAUUGGACUACUGCAGUUUUUCAUUUUCCUUUCUUGAUGUAUUCAGUUUGUUAUAUUGCAUUAGUAAUAAAGCAGGCUUGCCAUCUUGAUGACUUUUUCCCCUUGAA
Protopterus annectens (West African lungfish) is the source of this 1410-nucleotide messenger RNA. It is a transcript of the gene MRPS31, whose product is annotated as mitochondrial ribosomal protein S31. The transcript is spliced from 6 exons. Gene Ontology annotation, cellular component: mitochondrial small ribosomal subunit. Gene Ontology annotation, molecular function: structural constituent of ribosome. Lineage: Eukaryota; Metazoa; Chordata; Ceratodontiformes; Protopteridae. The coding region runs from base 187 to 1254 and encodes 355 amino acids. The record is from RefSeq and is a predicted model, not a curated record.